Messenger RNA from Cylicocyclus nassatus, 1997 nucleotides. NCBI's taxonomy places the organism in Eukaryota, Metazoa, Nematoda, Chromadorea, Rhabditida, Strongylidae. The record is from the annotation of a GenBank genome assembly.
AUGCAUGAAGCUUCAACAAAAUCUAAGAACGACGCCUCCCCAUCUGAUGCGGUCAAAGCGCAGCUCGCUUCACGGCUGGAGCAGCAGCCAAGCUGUUCUCGACAGAACCUUAGCCAAUCAAUCGAAUUAAAUGAGCAAUCAAACGAACGACCAUUGCCAAGAAAAUCUUUAUCUAAAAAAUCACUGGAAACAGUAAAGGAGCGUACGCAGCGGAAGAAAGUUGAAGGAAAGACAUCGGGCGAUUCUAAUGUGCGUGCGGAUGAGCAUAAGUUAGCUCUCCUUCAACUCGAUGCAGAGAGAUGUAGAUCAAAUAGAUGGCGAGAAACCGAACGCCAAAGAGCAGAACGCCUUGCUAAGGUAGCGGAAAGAGCCAGAAAAAGAAGAUCAACGGAAACAGAUGAGGAGCGUAUGCUGCGUUUACGGAAAUUUGCAGAGAGGAAAAGACAACGUGCACAUGAAGGCCUAGAAAAUGAAAUUUCCGAAGGUGUCAAACGUAACUCCACUUUGAGUUCGGAGCGCUUGGAAAAUAAAAUUACGGUUGAUCCAGAACAUUCAAGGGCACUUACACUUACGCCUUCAGAAACAACAGUUGCAAGUAUUACAGAUGAGGCUGAGAUAGAUUUAUCGCAACAACGCAGCGAAUAUGGUUUCACAACAUCACCUCUCAUGCAAAAUGUAACAGCAAAUGGGCACUUGAGCGAGACCCAAAGAUCUACAGUUGAGCAUGAGGAAGGCUGUCUAAAUGAAAAUGCCUCUGUGAUCUAUGCUCCUAUGAUUGCUCCGCCUGAGUUUGUUGCUGUAUCUUCAAAAGAUUCAGAAACUCCGCUGUUGAUUGGAAAUGACGAGAAUACAUCACCCUAUCCCUACUCUGCCACGGAAGCAGGCGCGAUCACCAACGAGAAUAACCUACUCACGUAUCGGAGGAAUCACAACGAAGAGGAACGAGGAGACAAUGUACCUGUGAAUCAGAUCUUCUACGGCACAAUACAAAAUAUGUACACAAAUUAUGGAGCUGAGGACGUGGAAGACGAAGUGGACCCGAUGGAGGAACUGCUGGCUCAGCACAGAAAGGAAAAAAAAGCUUUAAAAGAAAAGGCGCUUUCGAUGAAAAAGAUUGCAAAGUCUGGAAACAAACAGAAACAAAAGGAAACAAAUGCUGAAAUUGAACGAUUAGAAAGCGAGAUGGCUGCACGACACGAGAGAGAAAUCAGCAACUUGAAGCUGUCUCUACCCGCGGCGACCGCUGAAGAGAAAAAUUCUUCUAAAGAAGCUAAGGAUGAGGUUGACGAGAUAGAUCAAGCUUUCUACAAGGAAGUUCAAGUGUCUUCGAGAAACAAGAAGAAGCAGGCAAAGAAGGAGGAGGCACUUCGUCGUAUGCAAGAAGCUGUAGAAAAAGACCGUGAGAAUGCUGCUAAUUCAUUGCGGGUUACAGAAAUGACGGCAAUACAAAAAAUCUUGGACGAACGCGGGCUUAGCUUAGUGGACAUUGCUCCAGAUGGCGACUGUCUUUACAACGCGGUAGCCAAUCAGCUUUCUCGGGUGAAAGGGUAUGAGCAGGUAACUGGUAAAGAUAUGCGAAGGCGAGCUGCAAAAUACAUGCGAGAGAACAAAGAAGAUUUCGUGCCAUUCUUGACUAAUGAAAGUGAUGAACCUCUAGACGAGUUCGAGUUCGAGAAAUACUGCGCUGGAGUGGAAAAUGAAAGCAAAGAUGGUGGUGUUUGGGGAGGCGAACCCGAGUUGAAUGCCCUUAGUCGAAGUUUGGAGAGGAGUAUAGAGUUACUUCAACCUGUUGGUCCUCCGGUAAUUUUUGGCGAAAACUACAAAAAUACGAAGCCAUUGAUUAUCGUCUACCACCGGCAUGCUUAUAAAUUAGGAGCGCAUUACAAUUCAACAGCUAUCAAGACGAUAUCAUAGUAUGUGUAUUUGUAUGAUUACUUCGCGUACUGACUAAAAAUUGGACGUUUGCAAGAGAACAUUGCCAAAUAAAGAGCUUUUAU